This is a messenger RNA of Rosa chinensis, 1104 nucleotides long. Its product is annotated as mavicyanin. NCBI's taxonomy places the organism in Eukaryota, Viridiplantae, Streptophyta, Magnoliopsida, Rosales, Rosaceae. Gene Ontology annotation, cellular component: plasma membrane. The record is from RefSeq and is a predicted model, not a curated record. Bases 395 to 904 code for a protein of 169 amino acids. Gene Ontology annotation, molecular function: electron transfer activity. The transcript has 2 exons.
AGUCUCGGCAAUACUAGAUGCCGAGUUUGUUGAAGAGUCAUGAGUCCCAAAGUUCAUUUCUCUCUCAACUUGGGAAAAUAUAUAGUUUACCUCAUACGUAAGAAAUUAAGAAAAAUGUAAAUAAAGGGAGUAACUUUACUUGACCAAGUCAAAACAAGUCCCAGCUUCAUGGGUCACGUCGCCUCCCGAGUCCCCACUAUCUCAGUUAGUGUAAGUAACUACCUCUUCCACAACUUCAAUCCCCUCUAUAUAUUAACCCUCGUAAACACUUCCAUAAUUACAUUUCACCUAGUCUUCUUCACACUCCCGUAAUUACAUUUCACCUAGUCUUCUACUAGUUUUGCAUCAUUCUGAGAUUGAGAGAGAGCUAACUCUGAGACUGAGAGACCCUCCUAUGGCUGCUUUUAAAACAAGUUUGUUCUGGCUCGUCAUUUUCAUCUCUCUUGGGAACUCGUUGGUUUUCUCAGCUUUUGAGUUCCAGGUUGGUGGAACUCAAGGUUGGAUCGUCCCUCCAACCAAUGACAGCAAGGUCUACAACGACUGGGCCUCAGAAAACAGGUUCCAAAUCGGCAACGCCAUCCGUUUUAAGUACAAGAAGGACUCGGUGAUGGAGGUGACGGAAGAGGACUACAAGAAGUGCAAUUCAAGUCAUCCCAACUUCUUCUCCAACAAUGGAAACACUGUCUACAGGUUUGACCAUUCGGGGUCGUUUUACUUCAUCAGUGGGGCAGCCGGACACUGCGAAAAGGGGCAGAGGAUGAUCGUUAAGGUCAUGUCGACCGAUGAGGAGUCUCCGUUGGGCAAGAAAUCGGCUGGCUAUCGUGCUGCGGUUUACGAGCUUGGAGUGUCCAAACUUGUGUUUGUUCAGUUUGUUUUGUUCUAUGUUGCUUCUUUAGUGUUCUAGGGUUCUAGACUUCUAGCUAUUUAAGUUGAUCAUUUGUUUUUUGAAUUUAAUAAUUCGGAUGUUAAUGUUGUUUAAUCAAUUUGGUCAUUUUGUCGGUUUGGAUUCUAGGAUUGUCUACUGUCUUUGUUUAUUCCUCUAGUCUAGUUUGGAAUUAAGUACUAUCUUUGUCUAGAGUCUUUGUUUUCAUCAAGUAGCAGAUA